Penicillium brasilianum is the source of this 1384-nucleotide messenger RNA. NCBI's taxonomy places the organism in Eukaryota, Fungi, Ascomycota, Eurotiomycetes, Eurotiales, Aspergillaceae. The record is from the annotation of a GenBank genome assembly.
CGCGAGGACUGAUAGCAACCGCGGGGGUCCGCUUGAAAUUUAGCUUGAAGCUGGUCAUCGACUCAUUUUCUCCUUUCUCCUUCUUCCACUCUUCUCUCCAUUUCAUUUCUCCCUUUCUGUCCGCCCAAUUCCUGCCCUCCAUCCCUCCUCUACCAAGUAUAUACUUCCCCCGCGACAAAGCGACGAAUCCCCUUAAAAUGCCUUCUCAAGCUGCACUCCUUAUCGGAGGUAUCACUCACGCACGCAAGGAGUGGGAGGCUCUGUCUUCUAUACUGACGCUGAAGGAAUUCCCCAGCGGCACCCGUGAAGAGUUUAUCCAGAACUGCAAGUCAGGACAGUACGACGACGUGGUCGCAAUUUACCGGUCCAAUACUUCAAACAAGUACACUGGCAACUUUAACGACGAAUUGCUCUCGGCCCUGCCAAAGUCGGUUCGCUAUAUCUGCCAUAAUGGUGCUGGUUAUGAUAAUCUGGACAUUGCCGGUUGUACCCAGAGGAAUAUCGCGGUUUCCAGCACUCCGGUGGCUGUGAACAAUGCUACGGCCGAUGUUGGCAUCUUCCUGAUGAUCGGUGCCCUGCGCCAGGCUUAUGUGCCUAUUGCUGCUAUUCGGGCUGGCACGUGGCAAGGCGAGACUACCACUGGCCAUGAUCCCCAGGGCAAGGUUCUUGGUAUCUUGGGCAUGGGUGGUAUUGGACGCGAAAUGGCUACUCGGGCCAAGGCCUUUGGCAUGAAAAUCCAAUACCACAACCGCACUCGCCUCCCUGCCGAACUCGAAGCUGGCGCCACGUAUGUCUCCUUCGACGAGCUCCUCGCCAACUCGGACGUCUUCAGUCUGAACCUGGCACUGAACCCUUCCACUCGACACAUUAUCGGCGCCACCGAGUUCAGCAAGAUGAAGGAUGGUGUGGUCAUUGUCAACACUGCGCGUGGUGCAUUGAUCGAUGAGAAUGCGCUGGUCGCUGCGCUUGAUUCUGGCAAGGUCCGCUCUGCUGGUCUAGACGUGUACGAGGAAGAGCCCAAGGUUCACCCCGGUCUGUUGAGCAACCCACGGGUUAUGCUGCUGCCGCACAUUGGUACGAAUACCUAUGAGACGCAGAAGGAGAUGGAGAUUUUGGUGUUGGACAACUUGAAGUUGGGAGUUGAAAAGGGAGAGUUGAUUACACAGGUGCCGGAGCAGAAGCGAUAGAUUGAACGAAGUAUUUAGACCCUCUUUUGUUAAAAUUGUUUCGAUUUUGCAUGUUUUAGUAGUAUACCGUCAUCCCCAAAUAUACUCGUGUUACAUACUUAGAAGUCAAGCCUCAAUGGGAAGGGCUGUUGUUCCUUAAUAGGAAGUCUGGACAUCAUCUCGGAUUUAGUGGAGCGACAACUCGACUUCCAGGGUCG